This is a messenger RNA of Cinara cedri, 10266 nucleotides long. Lineage: Eukaryota; Metazoa; Arthropoda; Insecta; Hemiptera; Aphididae. The record is from the annotation of a GenBank genome assembly.
GGUUUAUGUUCUAGCUUAUUGAUAUUAAGAAUUUUAAUAUUAUACGCAUUAUGUAUUAAUUUAUUGUAACAGUUUAUUCUAAUACCUGUACCUUUUUUUUUUUUUUUUUACUAUUAUUAAAAUAAAUACAUUAAAGUAAUAACAAAAAUUACCUACACCUUUAAGCUAAGCUUGUGGUGGCGUAGGGAAUUAUAGAACAUUAGUUCACAUGUAUGAUUAUUAUAAAACUAUAAUAACAUUAAUAACAUUAAUAACAUUAAUUAACAUAAUAACAUAUAAUUUUUCAUUUAAUUAAUAUUUUAAAAAAUAAAAAAGUUCGUAUAUUAUAUUUAUAACUAAGUUGAAUAAUAUUAAACAAGCUAAUAAACAUAUAUGAAGAAUUUAAUUCUAAAGUAUGAAAAACAUACAGUUAUCUGUAUAAUAUAGAGUGUACACUAUUAAAAUAUAAUAAUUUUAACUAAUAUAUUCAACAUUUCAAAACUCUUAAAAUAACAUUUGACAAUUGUAUCGAGUAGGCAUAUGCGAGCAGAGAAACGUUUUAACAAGCCGCAUAGAUAUAUCUCGUACUAUAAUAAUAAGAACAAUAAUAUAACGUCAUUAUUUAUUACACAAUCAUAAUAUUGGCGUUUGGCUAUAGACGGUACAGGAAAUUUAUCAACAUACGUUAUAUGCAUUUAUGGGACGAUUAUUUGAUUACGAAACCGCGCGUGUAUCGCAACACGAAAAUGCCGAAUGUUUACAUGCCCAAAGGCAUGGAAAUUUGAUUUUGGUUUUUGUUUUCUUAGUCAUAAUAUAGUUUUCAAACCUCAUCAUGUAUAAUUUUAUCAAAACCUUACUCUCCAGUAUACAAUAAAAUAUACAUUUAUGUAAACCUGUGAUUUCCUAAUAGCUAUAUGUGUGCGUGUUAAAAUGUUUAGAUAAAUAUUUUCUUUUCGCAUCGCGCUAACAAAGUAUACGGGCGCCAUUUGAUAUUAUUGAUAUUAUACGCGUUUGUGCCACCAAUAUGGAUGAUACACACACAAAAUAACGGUGAAAAUUGGAAAAUAUCGUAAACGAGAUCGUUAAACGAUUUUAUGAAUUAAUAUAUGCCUACUAUAUUGUAAUGGUUGAAAAAUGCCAAAUCAAAUGUGCUCAACUUUAGUGAUAUAAUUCUGACACAUGAAUCAUCCGGUGUAUGUUUGUUGGGUUUUAAAUAUUUAUUUAUGCAAAUAAUUCGAUUUUAAUUAAUGCUGAAAAGCGAACCGGUUAUCUUAUCGCUUUGUUCAACUCGACGAAUUUGAGAUACCUAUUCGAAAUUGUCGCAUUAUAACCGUUUUUAUUGUCGUUCUAUUCUCCAGACGCGGUGAUUUUUUUUCUUUUUCUUCUUUACGAUCGCCGUUGUCGUUCCCCAGUAACUAUUCCACCGCAGUUCGUUGACGAUCGGCUGGUAUUAAAUCAAAAAUCAAACAUUUUUAAUUUUUCGAAAGAAAAAAAAAAUUCCACCCACUUUUAACAUUAUGAUGGACCUCAAGUAUCCGAUCCGCGUCAGAGCCGAAAUACCCGUCAUCAAAAUGGGAUACGAACGCGUCGGCCGACUGAUUUCCGGACUCAAGGUGAGUGACGCGUUUUUUCCCAACUUAACCUUACAUAACCUAACGUAACACGGCUACAUCCUGUCACGAUGUUCGGAAAGCAAAAACAAAAAACAAUAGGCCGCGUAUACUUAUAAUCGUUUUGUCUUUUCGCAGGAAUCUUCGGCCACCGUCCAGUGGGGACUGGAUAUGGCCACCGACGGCGUGGACAGGGCCGCGCAAUUGUCGUGCGUCAAGAACCGUUUGGUGACUAUCGACCGGUUGCUGUGCGCGUCGUUGGACUUGACCGAACUCAAAUUGCCGGUGUUGACCAAAACGCCCCAACAAGUAAACAUUUUUAUCCAGUAUAAACAUAUUUAAGGGUGAAAAUAGCGAAAUAAAAAAAUACGCGAAGGGCACAGGGGUCAGAUACUAGUCCAUUUUUUAACAUUUUAUAGCAGAGAAAUACUUUUUCAUGUUCGCGUGGACCACAUUAUUUUUUAAACCAGUUUACAUUAAAUAUUUUAUCUUCUUCGGUAUAUUAUUAUCCAGCUGAAAACUUUUUUCACCGAAUGGAACUCAACAUUCGAUAAUAGUUUCAAAGUCCUAUCGAAUGGUAUUUUAAUACCAUUGCUUAAAAAUUUAAAAAUGGAUUUUACUUUGUAAUGUGUACACCCCUCUUGUCCUGUGUUCUUCAUAUUAUAUUAAUUAAACCAGACAUCUGUGUUCGGGAUUAAUGUAUUUAUAUACAUAACUCGGAAAAUAAAUUGUUUUACGCUAAUUUAAAAGAACAUAAUAUUUUCAAACAUUUUUAAAAUAAUACUCAAAUCGAUGCAGAAAAAUGUCAACUAAAUUAGUAUUUUAUUUUAUACAAAUUGACUAGUUAAUAUGUAUAAAAAAAAAAAAAAAAACUAAUUGACCACUAAAUGCGAACUGUAUUGCGUUGUAUAAUAUUAUUGCUUCCACGAAAUAACCAAAACAAAAAAUUCAAAUUGCGCGCAAAUAAAAUUUCGCGAGUUUUUUUGUGUGUACAGCACCAUGUAUAAAACGAGACGAAUUGGCCAUUUAAAAUACGAGUCGUAAUAUUCAACUGUUAAUUGUUUUUGACAUUUAGAUACUUUAGCCGCGAAUUGUCGAGUUGGUGAAUUUUCACUGCAUCACAUCACACAUACGUAAUAAACACGCGAUUAUAUAGGUACCUUUACACGGUGCCAAUAUUAUCUUAAUUGUAUAAUAUUGACGAGUAAUACUUAUAAUUGUUGAACUCAAACUAUUAAAAAAAUUACUAAAACUAUUAACAUAAAGUAUAUAUGUAUCUAUUAUGUUAUGCAAACAUUAAAUAAUAAACGCAGUAUAAAUUAAUUAAUUAUAAGUAUAUUAGUAAUUGUAGUGGUAGGCGAACGACUACGAGUUGGUUCACAGUUACCGAAUUAGUUCCCGGGUUGUCUGCAGGUACCAUACGAAUUGGUUCCGAUGAGCUUUUACAAUGAUAAUAAAACUAUGUUUAAUUAACGUUUUUAAAAAUCAAUUUUUUUUUUCCAAAUUAUUAUUAUAUAUUCAACCGAAAAUAAUUUCCUUCCCAUUUUACACAGACUUAGGACUUAUUUAGAGUACCUAGGUACGUGGUUGAAAGUGUUCAGUGAAAUUUUGCAGUCAUUCAAUGAUUUAAUAUUUUUACAAUUUACUUUUCCUUUUCAGUAAUUUUUUUUUGAUUUUCAUUUAAGCGUGCUUCUUCUCUUUUAAUCGUUUAAUAAAUAAAAAUAAUGUUUUGGGUAAGCGUAAUAAAAUCGUAAAUUGAGUUACCCGUGAAACGAUUCAAAACAGUUUGCUAUUCCUUCCGAUGUGGUAGAAAAACCUGUUCACAUUUUUGAUGACGAACCACAAUAGUUUUGAAUAUAAUUUCCAAGCACAUUAUCAAAAAAUGCAUAGAGUUUUUCAUCUAUACUUAUUUUAUAAUAUUAUAUUUAUAACACGAGAAUUUUCCCAGCACAUUUCCACAUUCCCAGGCAUCAUAAACCUUAAAAAUAUGAUAAGAUAACAAAUUUAUACAAAUGGGAACCAAUUCGAACAGUUGAAUGACGAUAAGUAAUUUUUAUCGAGAACCUGUACACUUUAUUUGACCCGGGAACCAAUUUCGUUUUACCCUGGUAGGUUACCUAAAUAAUCAAACAUAGAGUCAAAAUAUAUGUAUAUUUUUAAAUAAAAAGAGCUGAUACUGCUGAUGGGUGUGCCACUGUUACAGGUAGAAUGUUCGAAAGAUACGGUAUAUAAAGUUAUUUAAUUUGUAUCUUUAACCAACGAUAAACCAUUACUAACGAAAUACGAUUCUGAGCGAAGUUCGACUACAUAUGUUUUAAAAGGUAAUUUUUACGAUUUUCGUCAAAAUUUGAUCUUACAACUUCUAUAAAAAAAAACUAUUAUAUUACGCUCAACUUUUUUUUGACCACGUAGUUCAAUUUAUAAUGAACUUAGUGUUAAAUAACAUUUCCGUUUAGUCAAAUAAUUUUAUCCACAUAGUAGCUACUCGAAAAAAACUCGAAAAUGUAAACUGCCUAAAAGGCUAUAAAAAGCUCAAAAAUCGUCAAGAUCUUUUGAACUACUUAAGACCAAGUCUAAAAAUGGCCAAUACAAGUAUUCUGUGAUAAUGCUAGGUUUUCACGAUCAUUUUCAACCGAAUAACAACAACAAAAAACCAAAUUGAAAAUAAUGAAAUCGUUAUUUCAGUAAACUUUACUAUUUUUCCUACAGUUUUUCCUAAUUAUUAUGAAAACUUUUCGGAACAUCAAAAAAAUGUCCCGUUUGAUCUGCCAACUAUAGAUUCAAAAUCUAACGAAAAAAGCCUCUAGGCAUUUUUCAACUGUAGCAAGUUUUUCGGUGUAGAAAAGUUGUUUACAGUUAAAAAAAAAAAAAAAAUAAUUGUAUACAAGGUAAAACGAAUACCUACAUUCUUCGCUACGCUUAGGGCUGGUAUUUCAAUGUAUACUUAAGUUUAGGCUUAAGGCUAAGUAAAGCUUGACUACAGUUUUUUGUAUUUCAAUUGAAGUUCAAAAGAUAAGUUCUACUAUUCGGCUUAUCUUAAGGAAUGCUCAGGUAUGGUUUAAGCCUUGGUUGGUUGGUUUAUCUAUGAAUUUUAAAAUUAUUAUCAGUAUUGUCAUUAUUAUUAUUAUCAAGUUUCAUUUUUCAAAUAAACAUUAUUGACUGCAGUAAUAAGUUUUUAUAUUGUAUAUCUUGUGUUUUCUAUCUAAAAUAUCUAGUAUCUAUACAAAAAUGGACACUUCAAGUUCUAAUGACGAUGAAGAUGUAAUUUGAUUUGUGUGUCGACUUGGUCAGGAAAGAAAACCUCGGAUUCGUCGAAACCAAACUGAUCAUUUUCUCGAGUGUGAUGAAAAUGAGUUUUAUAAUCGUUUUCGUUUGAGUAAACGAUGUGUCAAUAUUUUAUUUGAAUUAAUCGACUUCAAAAUUCAAUCUCAAACUAAUUUAUGAAAGCAUAAAGUAUAUAUAUUAGUAUACCUAAUUAUUUUAGUAAUAGAUUAGCCUAACUAGCCUAACCUAGUGGUUUUAGUAUGUUUGGAAAUAAUGAGGUAACAUCAACACAAAUGGUUUUAUUAACAAUUCGGUUUCAGGUUUUGUCAACUGUCAUAACAAAAAUAUAUACAAAUAUAAACUGUUAAAAUUAAAUUUCAUUGUUAGUCGUAAUAAUAUAUACCUACUAGAUAAUUAACCUUCUUACUUUAGUUUAAUAAUUUAAAAUAUAAAUAUAAAUUAUUUUAUCGGUACGCAAAAAUAUAUAACAAUAAUAAAUUAGAGUGUGUAUAAUGAAGUCAUAAAAUAAAUUAAGAAUAAUAUACGCAAUGUCUAUAUAAGUUUCAAAUUAUCAUAAUUAUUGAUAAAAUUUUCUUUAUCGUUCCUGCGCAGAAUCGCUUAAUUAAUUGUACAUUUACAUAAAUACCUUAAGAUAAAAAUGUAAAAAAAAAAAAAACUUUAAGAAAUUUCAAUAAAUAUCCUCCAACAACUAUAACUAAAUAGAUCCAAUAAAAUUCUAUAAGAAAGUACCUAUGAAGUUUUUGUGGUUGAAACAAGAAUAAAAAUGACAUCAUCAUCAUUGUAAAAUAUUAAAUUCUUUAUUAAAGGAUAUGAUCAUUAGAAAAUAUACUAUAAAUGGUGUUUGAAAGUUGCAAAUAAAAUAACCUAGUAUAAUAUAAAAAACAAAUAAAAUACUUCACUGAUUUGGACAUUUUUAACUAAUUUAAAUAUAGGUAAUGAACACAUUGUCGAACGCGUUGCAGAAAUACUCGCGCUGAAUUUAUCCCUUAGCAACACGCACUUUUCAAUUGUAUAUCUGUGUGCAUGAGUGUCUUCAUGUUCAAAAAUGAAACUUAUGAAGCACGAAUUUUUCGAUACGAAUUUAUUCACUGUUGAAAUUUAAAAUUAUAUUUAUGAUCCUGAAAAUUCAAUAUUAUACGAUUUGAUUUUAAAUUUGAUAGAUACCUAUAAAAUAAUGAUUUUUUAAUGUAUCUCUAUUCCCUGUAAGUACAUAUAUAUCUGUAUUUUAAUCUAUUGUGUAUCCAACAUAAAAGAGUUGUCAAUAUUGCACAAUGUCCAGCCUAAAUUUAAAAAUGUUGAAAAUACUUUUUUGAUUUAAAUUAACUAGUCAAAAUAUAAAAUAGAUAAUAAUAAAUAUACUAUUUUAGAUUCUGAGAUUCUGUGAGAAAAAGCUUAUGGUUUUAUAUAUUUAUAUAUUUUUUCUGUGAACAACUUUUCUACCAGAAAGCUUACUCUAAUGUAUAUGAUGUAGACACUUAUCUGAAAGAAAAUUUUCUUGGAGUGGUACUUUAUGGAGGUCAUUUUUCCAUUUUUUGAGAAGUUUUGUCAUCAAAUAUGAAAAAACCGAAAAAAAACUGAGGAUAAACGGGAAAAUACACGAAAUGUAUUAGUAAAAUAUUACGGUAUUUUUUUCUGUGGACAACUUUUCGACUAAAAAUGUUGCUCUGAUUUUUAAUGAAAUCACUUUUUUUAGAAGGAAAUCUGACUGAGGAGGUACUUUUAGGUCAUUUUUUGAUUUUCCCAAUAAAUGGAAAAAACGGGAAAAUAUAGGUAGGUACAAUAUUAAACAAAUAUUAUUAAAGAAAAUAUAUAGGUAAUGUCUAUUUAAUUGUUUUACCAUAAUAUGACAUAUUCAUAUUGUUGAAAAAGCAACACUAUUAAUUGAAUUCCGCUAAGAAUAGUUUUUUUGUCAGCAAAAUGAUUUAUCGUUGCUUACAGGUAUACAUUAAAUUCACUUUUGUAUCUUACCUUCCCAACUUCCCACCUACAACAGUGGCUGCACCCACGUGAGAAGUAUGUUUUUAUUUAUUGAGAUCGUGAUUUUCUCUCAUUCAUAUCAACAAUGAAUAUUAUAAAGUAGAUAAUUCCUAACGACAAAUUAAUGUAACAACAAAUUUAUUACUUCACAAGUUUGUGAAAUAUUUCAUAAGAACAGUGCAUGAUUCAACAUAAAAUAUUUCAAACUUUAAAUAUUAUUAUUUAUAACAAUAUUAUUUCAAUUAUUCCUUUCAGGUGUACGACGAGAGUGUAGAAUAUGUAAUGGAGUCAGCAGUAAGACCGAUUUCCGAAUGGAUGGAUGCAAAGUUUUUAGUGCCUGUGAACAGUUACAUCGACAUUUAUCUCCCGGAAUUGGACCAGGAACUGCGGAAAAAUGGUAAGUUAUUGUUUUUUUUAUGCUACAUUAAUCUUAAAUUUUAACCAUGAUAGGGGAAUAACAACCAACAAUAUAGCAAAUAUAAAAACAAAAGAAUUCAGUUAAUAAUUCUCGCAGAAUAGUGUUUCUAUAUCAAUAUUCACCUAACGUGGUUAACUUUACCGUUAGACGUUUGUCGGAAAGGUUAAAAAUAAUAAUAUCGUAUACAUCACAUUCCUUUACUACUUACAAGUUUAUUAAUUCAUGAUUAAAUAUACAAUAUUUUAAUUUUUUUCAAAUUUGAUAAGCCGUGCACGUACGUAGUGUACCUAUACAAAGUGUUAAGUAUGACUAAAAAAAAAAAUAUGCAUAAUAAUUUAUAUUUAUUAUUAUAUUCAAUGUAGUUAAGAUGUCCAGUUUUUGUAUUUUAACUUUCAUUCCCUCUCUCUUCCUCCUCUCAAAAAAACAACUUAAUAAUAAUUCAUUUGUAGCACAGGGUUAUAAUAAUAAUAAUAAUAAAAUGAAACCUUAAAAUAUUGAAUACAACUAAACACAAAAGUUAUACUGAGUAUAUUUCGUUAAAAGUCACACUGUGAAACUCACUGCGUCAUAACUAGUAAUGAGUAUAAUGACUAUAAUAUUUAACAGUGAUUAUAAUGAUGGAUGUGCGCGUUAUUUAUUUUUAAAAAAUACGCUAUUUCGUUUUUCACGUUCAAGUAAAAACGUGACUACCUAUAUCUAUACCAGUGACACAACUAGGAUUUAUUUCCAGAGGGCGGAGAAGAUAUGAAUUUCAAAAAUAUUGUAACUGCUGCCUACUGUUGCAGGUGGGUAGUUGGAAAGUUAUAGGAUAUACGGGGUAAUUUAGUUUAUUUAUAAUGUAUGAAAAAUAAAUCAUCGAUUUUUUUCGAUCACAUUUUUCAAAAAUUUCACGCUUGUGAACAUGCAACGGUAACGUUGCAUUGAAUUUGGGUUGGUAGAUCGUACGCAAUCGUAAUAGUGAAAAAGGGUCCGCACACAAUCGUAUCGUACGCAAUCGUAACGCAUCCAUUGUGUUAUGUUUGUUGAAUUAAAUUUCUAACCUAGAAUACCUAUAGGUUAUAAACCUAGAUAGUCAACUAACGACUAACGUAGUAUAGAUGAAAAAAAAAAAAUCGAUAAUUCACAAAAUGUGUGUUUGUCUCUACCUAUAUAUAUAUGCAAUGAUGUGGUUGUUGAUGUAUAAAUAGGUUUAGAGAACGUUGAAAACGAGGAGGGUUCGAGAACGUAUCAAUUGGCCGCGAAACUCGCUUGUCGCGUCAAACAACACGCCUACGCCGAGCCGAAAUAUUUGGAAAGCUUAAUGUACACCGGAUACGAAGAGACCAUCUCGUUAAUGAAAACUGUGAGUAUCUUCCUUACCUAACCUACAUUGACGACAUGUCGCAAGUCACUGCAGCGAUACACUACGAUUUGGAUAUACGUUCGCGCGUAUUCCAUUUCAUUACUUUGUCCUCGAAAUUAAAAUCACGACUAUUAAACCGAUAUAUUAUCGUAAAACGACUCUAAGUACAUAGUAUUCAAUAUGACGGUCAACAUCUAAUUUUUUUUUCUUCUAAUUUUAUUCGCAGAUUUAUAGGCGAUGAUACAUUUUCUAAGUUCGAAAUUUGAAAAUAAUCAACAGCAACAGUUCGUGCACUUAAUUAUUCGAAAACACAUUUUUUUUUUUUUUUAAUCAACUACCUAUCUAUAGUUACUAUUCAAAAUGAAUAUCAUUUCAUGUUCUUAUACAAAUUUCAAGUUUCCUUCGUUUUCUAUAUUAUAAAUAGGUAUAAAUGAUAUUAUUUCAUAUAUAAUAUAUAUGUUAGUAAAUAAAUUCGAUUUAAAAACAAAUUGCAAACGGAAUAUUCCGUUUGAUUUAAGGUGUUUGGGUUUUUUUCCAGAUUCUAAAACGCUAAGUAUCACAAUCGUUUUUAAAUGCAUGUGAACUCGCAGUCAGUAUUAUAAUUUAUUAAAUUAAAAUGGUUAAAAUAUUAUAAUAAUUAAAAAUACUCACUAUAUCUACAACACUGUUGGUGUAAUAGUUUUUAUAAAAUACCUAUUGAACGCCGUAAAAUGUUCUAUUGUGACGAUUUGUUCUUCUGCAGGUGGUUUCCGAUCCAAAAUCAUUGCCAGACACGGUUCAUCAGAUUGUGAAGAACCUAAAUAACAUUGGUACACGACCCGACGGCCAAUCGUUGUUGUUGGUGGAAAUGGGUUUUGUAAGACUUAGAAAUUGUGCGUCUAUUCUGGCCCAGGUGAUCGAAAUCAUCGAAAAAAUGAUCAAAUGUUAUAUCGAAUUGAUUGCAAGAUAUAAGAAUGAAUUGAAGUCACAUACUGUCAGUAUAUAUAUAUAAAAACCUAUUAUAUUAUAUUAUUAUUAUAAAAUAGUCGAGUAAACUUCCGCCAUUGAUACAUCAAUAAUUUAAAUAUUUUCCUGAAACCAUUGUUUUUAUUUUAUAUAAUUACAGAGCUAUAUGAAUAUAUUUUCGUCGAAAAAUAACACAGAUAAUGAACACGAGACAGUACGCUGAACACGAAAAACCUGUUACAAUAAUAAGGUUCCGAAAAUCCGAAGCAAAUUUGAAAACUUUAUUCAAAUCCUUACGAAUUAAAACAUUUUUAGUUUUAAAAAUACAUUUAUAAACUCUAUUAUAAGUGUUUUAGUUUUUUUAUAAUUAUUUACAUCUAUUUAAAUCGCGUUCCAUGUUUGUAAUACUUACUAUUUUUGAAUUUUAAACUAUAAUUAUAUACAUUUAAGUAUAUGCAACAGUUAUCAUUUAUAAUAUACAAUUUUAUUUUCACAUUCAAUUUGAAUUAAUUAUACGUUUUAAGAAUAUAAUAUAAUUUUUAAAUUUACAUUUACCCAUAAUAUGCCGUAUACUGUAUACGAUUUAGCGUGUGGAUUUUCACUGUUUUCUCACAGUCAUUAAAAACUUAUAUAUUUCGGAAUUAUCAUUGUUUCGUAUUAUGGGUACCCGCGGCGGCUGUAGAUAUAGGUUUAAUGUAUAUACAUAUCCA